Molecule: messenger RNA, 2857 nt
Organism: Camponotus floridanus (Florida carpenter ant)
Lineage: Eukaryota; Metazoa; Arthropoda; Insecta; Hymenoptera; Formicidae
Gene: kar
Product: monocarboxylate transporter 10
Exons: 10
Coding region: 753-2657 (634 amino acids)
Biological process (GO): transmembrane transport
Molecular function (GO): monocarboxylic acid transmembrane transporter activity
Source: RefSeq, a predicted model, not a curated record
GACCGCUGCAUCUAUUCACGCCGGCUUAUCGGUGCCGCCUUCGUCUCUCCCUCCUUCUCCUCCAUCUAUACAUUCUGCUCCUCUAUCGUUCUCUCUUUUCCUCGCUUCGUUAGUUUCGCUCUUAACGCAUUAGAGCAUGUUCUCUCUCGAAACUUUCGACCUCUUCCCCCGACUCGUUCCCCGAACGUCGGUCGGUCGCCUCCUUAGUUUAUGUCCGACGACGCGAUCGGUCGGUCGAUCCUCGAGGGCGAUUAGUCGGGCGCUUCGUAUUUUUUCUUUUUCUUUUCCUUCGUUUUUCUCUUCUAUCUCCCUCUCUCUCGCUCUCUUUUUUUUUCUUCUCGCCGCCGCCGACGUAGUCUUUUCCUCGGAACCGACGCGAUUCCGUUCAAGUUUGCGAUUUUCGACAGAUAUAUCGUACAUGACGCACCCGCUGCCACGCUCGAGGAUCGUCUGAACCGGCUUUAAUUUUUUUUUAAAUCUAUAGAAAAGAAAAUAUCACGAAAAAGUGUUUGAUGAUUGAUACAAUAUCGAAGGAUUAUUAAAUUGUUGAAGACUAUUAAACGUUUGACUCGCAUGAGGAGAUAUGAAGUUGUGUCAAGCAGAGAAUAACAUGUCGCCAAUUAUGAUGAAUAAUAUACAAAUAUUACGCAAAGGAUCACUUUAGGAUGAUUCUAAGAGCUAUAAUAGAAUGUUUUACAGGUACUUUCUGAAGAAACGGAGUCGACAAUCAACGAAGCUAGUUAUCGAUAACAAUGACGACCGACGAGGGAAGUGAUCAGGGUGACAUCGGUUUUACUCCAAAAAAUAAUGCCGCAUCAAUCCAAACGAUCGAUUACACAGUCGCGGAUCCGAUCGGCCCAGCGAGCCAUGUGCUGCCUCGUCAGAUCGAUCCCGACAAUUCCGAUUGGAGUGAGGGCAACCCCCUUUUAUCCGAGAGUGUGGCACUGACGAUCGAUGCGUCGAUCGGGAAGUCGAGAAGAGUACACAAAGCAGAAGACACGAUGAACGGAGAACAUGGGAACGUGGCGCGAAGAGAGACCAACGAGGAUUUUGCGAGCGAACCGACGAAAAUGAUUGUUGGGCCACCCGAUGGCGGCCUUAGGGCUUGGAUGAUCAUGAUCGGCAGCUUCAUAAUCAACGGUGUACUCUUUAGCAUCAUCAAUACGUAUUCCCUGAUCUAUCCGGAGCUUCAGAAACGACUGACGGAGGCCGGUGAAGCUGAAGUGUCUUCCAAAGCAGCUUUGGUUGGCUCAUUAACUAUUGGAAUGACAUUUUUCCUAUCGCCGAUCGCCGGUAUGCUGACGGAUAAAUUCGGCAUCCAAAUAACCACCUUUGUAGGGGGUGCGAUUGCGUCUGCUGGCCUGCUUCUUUCCUCGCUAUUAACAGAUAAGGUGGAAGUGCUCUAUUUAACAUAUGGCGUUAUGUAUGGACUCGGUGCAAGUCUCGCUUACACUCCGAGUUUGGCGAUAUUGGGUCAUUAUUUCAAAAAGUAUCUAGGCCUAGUGAAUGGCAUCGUCACAGCCGGAAGUUCUGUAUUCACGACACUCAUUCCGUUCCUGACAGAAUAUCUAUUACGGCACUUAGGUCUGGAAGGAACACUAAGAAGCCUGGCCGCACUCACGACUAUUAUCAUGGCUUGUGCAAUUCUUUUCAAGCCGAUACCACUGAAUACACCACAGGAAGAUGAAUCGCAACAUAACGCGAAGUCAUUACGAAAUAGUUUAAAAGAAUUCAUAAAUGUAUCUAUUUGGAAAAGAAAACGAUAUGUCGUGUGGUCUGUCUCUAUUCCUGUUGCUCUCUUUGGAUAUUUCGUUCCAUAUGUCCACAUAGGAAAAUUUGUGACUACGACAUUCAAGGGUGCUGAUGGCAAACUACCUGUUAUGUGUAUCGGUAUCACUUCCGGUAUUGGCCGUUUAAUUUUCGGUUACAUUGCUGACUUGCCGAAAGUAAAUCGAAUAUUGUUACAACAGAUAUCAUUUAUAAGUAUCGGCAUCCUCACGAUGCUUCUUCCGACCACUAAGUCCUUUCUCGUGCUCCUGAUUAUCUCGCUAGGCAUGGGACUAUUUGACGGAUGUUUUAUAUCAUUACUUGGCCCGAUUGUGUUCGAUACUUGUGGUCGUAGUGGAGCGACUCAAGCUAUUGGGUUUCUUUUAGGAAUGUGCUCUAUACCUCUGACAGUUGGUCCACCCAUCGCGGGACUUCUGUAUGAUCACACUGGUACCUACGAUCUGCCUUUCUUCUUAGCCGGCAUUCCUCCCAUAGUAGGGGCAUUGGCAAUGUUCUUGAUAAGAUUCGUUAAAGACGAUGAAAGUUCAAAUAAUAGUUCAAAUAAUCCGUCUCCGGAAAAUCCUUCAAGUAAAAUAGAAUGCCAGAAUGAGAAGAUGAGGGAUAAUAAUUCCUCAUCGAUGUUCGUUGUAGAACAAAAAUAUGAGUCGAUAGCACAAGAUGAGUAUAGCAAAAUGUACAAAAAUCUGCAAACAUCUGAACGUGUCAAGCAACAGGCUGCAUUACAAAAAUGCUUGGUACACGAUAGCUAUAGACAUGAGUACGGCGAUCACUAUAAGUAUUCGGAGAGCGUACCUUUGCUUCAUAAAAGAGAAAACCCACAAUAUUCAACCGCAGGUUUCUUCGAGCGAUCUUCAAUGCUUACGUUCUGAAUUCGCAUCUUGACAUCGGAAAUUCUUUCGCUGUGAAAUUAUUCAUUAUUCAUUUAAAAUGAAUAUGAAAAUGAAAAUGCAAUUUAUUGAAAAAAAUAUUUCUUUUUAUGUCACUAUAUUUUUUAUGUAGGAUAAGAAAUACAAUGUGUAAACGUUGUGUGUACUGUAUGUAUGUGUGUGAGGAAUAUGUAUAUAUUAAU